Molecule: messenger RNA, 2535 nt
Organism: Tarenaya hassleriana
Lineage: Eukaryota; Viridiplantae; Streptophyta; Magnoliopsida; Brassicales; Cleomaceae
Product: sulfate transporter 4.1, chloroplastic-like
Exons: 17
Coding region: 101-2206 (701 amino acids)
Biological process (GO): transmembrane transport
Cellular component (GO): membrane
Molecular function (GO): secondary active sulfate transmembrane transporter activity
Source: RefSeq, a predicted model, not a curated record
UCGUUUUAUUAAGAAUAAGUUGUGAUACGACGCUCCAUCACCUUCUCUAUUUUUUUUUUCACGUCGGCUGCUUCUAUUCUAAGGUGCGCCUAAAGUGCGCAUGGACAUGUCGUACGCAUCCCCAAGCGCUAGAGAUUUGACGUCACUAGCCGCCGGAUUUUCGCCGCCGUCGUGUUCUUCUCCGUCGAGUCAGACCCGUCCCGUCAAGGUCAUCCCUCUUCAGCAUCCCGAUGCGACGUCCUAUCGUGCCGGUUCGCCGUCGAUCCCUUUCGAUAUCUUCUCCGGUGUGACGGCGAAGAUCAAACGCAUGAGUUUGGUCGAUUGGAUGGAUUUGCUUUUCCCUUGCUGCCGUUGGAUUCGAACUUAUCGAUGGGGCGAGUAUUUCAAGCUCGAUCUCAUGGCGGGAAUCACCGUCGGUGUAAUGCUCGUUCCGCAGGCAAUGUCGUAUGCAAAACUAGCUGGGCUUCAACCGAUAUACGGCCUAUAUUCUUCAUUUGUGCCUGUAUUCGUGUACGCCAUAUUCGGCUCAUCUCGUCAGCUUGCAGUUGGUCCUGUAGCACUGGUUUCUCUUCUCGUCUCCAACGCUCUGGGUGGAAUCGUUGAUCCCUCAGAUGAGUUGUAUACCGAACUCGCAAUUUUAUUGGCUCUUCUUGUUGGAAUCUUGGAAUGCAUAAUGGGUCUCUUUAGGCUUGGAUGGAUUAUUCGUUUCAUUAGUCACUCGGUCAUUUCUGGAUUCACCACUGCUUCAGCCAUUGUGAUUGGAUUGUCUCAAGUAAAGUACUUCCUGGGUUAUAACGUUGCCCGGAGCAGCAAGAUUGUGCCUAUAGUAGAGAGCAUAAUAGCCGGAGCCGAUAAGUUUCAAUGGCCUCCUUUCUUGAUGGGAUCCGGAAUUCUCAUGAUCCUUCAAGUGAUGAAGCAUGUGGGGAAAGCGAGGAAGGAACUUCAGUUCUUACGAGCAGCAGGCCCUCUUACAGGAGUUGUGCUUGGUACAACAAUUGCAAAAAUAUUCCAUCCACCUUCCAUAUCAUUGGUGGGUGAUAUUCCGCAGGGCCUACCAACGUUUUCCAUCCCGAAAGAUUUUAGCCAUGUCAAAACUUUGCUUCCGACAACAGCUCUCAUUACUGGUGUUGCCAUACUGGAAUCUGUGGGUAUUGCUAAAGCUCUAGCUGCAAAGAACAGAUACGAGUUGGAUUCAAAUUCAGAGUUGUUCGGUCUCGGUGUUGCAAAUGUAGUUGGUUCUCUCUUCUCAGGAUAUCCAGCAACAGGGUCUUUUUCCCGGUCAGCUGUUAAUAAUGAAAGUGAAGCUAAGACCGGCCUCUCAGGCAUUAUAACAGGAAUUAUCAUCGGAUGUUCUCUUCUGUUCCUGACGCCGGUUUUUAAAUACAUACCACAGUGUGCUCUGGCCGCAAUAGUGAUCUCUGCUGUUAGUGGCUUGGUGGAUUACGAAGAAGCUAUUUUCCUUUGGCGUGUGGACAAGAGAGAUUUUAUUCUUUGGACAAUCACCAGCACCGUAACUCUGUUCUUCGGGAUUGAGAUCGGGGUCCUUGUCGGUGUUGGCUUUUCACUCGCGUUUGUCAUCCACGAGUCUGCAAAUCCCCAUAUCGCUGUCUUGGGCCGUCUUCCCGGAACCACCGUGUAUCGGAACACGAAACAGUAUCCAGAGGCAUAUACUUACAACGGGAUUGUGAUAGUCCGAGUUGAUGCCCCCAUCUACUUUGCAAACAUAAGCUACAUCAAGGACAGGCUACGGGAAUAUGAAGCUGCUGUAGACCGAUGCACAAAACGGGGACCCGAAGUGGAGAGAAUCUACUUCGUUAUUUUGGAACUUUCUCCUGUUACACACAUAGAUUCGAGCGCAGUUGAAGCCUUGAAGGACUUGUAUCAGGAGUACAAAACUCGGGAUAUUCAGCUUGCGAUUUCCAAUCCGAACAAAGACGUCCACUUGACGCUGGCAAAAUCAGGAAUGGUGGAACUCAUUGGCAAAGAAUGGUACUUUGUGAGAGUACAUGAUGCCGUACAGGUCUGUCUUCAGAAUGUUCAGAGAUUGAACCAAACCCCCCGAACCUUUGAAUCGUGCUUCUCGAGAAGAUUCCGGGGCGCAAAACCCGAGAUUUCAUCGCCCUAUGGCGAUCUCGAAUCAGGCAGCAUAAAGCCAUUGGACUCGACCAGUCAGUUGAAGCAGCCACUGUUGCCUCAGGAGCAGUAAGUCAUCUGUACAUAAACAGCCUAAUACGCCCACUUCCUUUUGCCAUUUUCAGCAAAAUGGGCGAUUUAGUUUCUGAGUAUUCUGAUUCUUUUGGGUAUAUGAUUUGUAAUAUAGACUAUAGUCACUGCCAAUGUUCCUUUUUUGUAAAAUUGAAUGGCAGACAAUACAUAGUUAAUGUGGAAAAGAAAACGAAACCAUGUGAAUAGUCUCUCUUCAAUUCAUCACCUCUCUCGUUUGCAAGAGCAAAUGAUAUGUGGAAACACUCGUCUUAUUUCAAGAUAGGGGCAAGUUUCGGUUUCCUUGUUACCAAUACAUAGGAAUAUACCAAA